Mytilus californianus (California mussel) is the source of this 2247-nucleotide messenger RNA. RefSeq names its product E3 SUMO-protein ligase ZBED1-like. Gene Ontology annotation, molecular function: protein dimerization activity; DNA binding. The transcript has a single exon. NCBI's taxonomy places the organism in Eukaryota, Metazoa, Mollusca, Bivalvia, Mytilida, Mytilidae. The coding region runs from base 160 to 2100 and encodes 646 amino acids. The record is from RefSeq and is a predicted model, not a curated record.
UACACAUAUCGAACAGUGUGAUUAAAUGCCGAUCUACAUUUAGUACAAAGCGUGUUUGUUGUGAGAUAAGUCAUACAGGCGAAUCGAUAAGGGUUUGUUUGUGCAGACGUGUAUUUCCGAUAUAUCGUGAUCUGCGCAUGUUCAUGCCAUUUUCAAAGAAUGAUGUCGAUUAAGCAAGAACAAGGAGGCGAUAUUCUGACAUUAGACCCGCAAAUAUAUAAGUUUCCUGGACGUUCCAAAAGUUCAGUGUGGAAUCAUUUUGGAUUUCAGAAAGGCAGCGACGGAGAAUUAGAUAAAUCACGAGCCGUAUGUAAAAUAUGUCGCCAGGGGAUUAGAUACUCGGGUAAUACAACGAACCUUCAUUGUCAUUUAACUAAACAUCGUCGUGAAAAUACUGGAUUAUUUGAAGAUUUAGAUGAAAGUUGGAUGCACGCUUCACCGGACUUUAAAUUUAAGUAUGUGGAGGCAGUUGUUCAGUCUACCGUUGAGGAUAUUAAAGCUGCAGGUAAUAUUCAAACUACUUCUAGUACUACCGAUGACAAUAAAUCAGGUCAACGAUCAAAACAUCAACAAUUAAAUGAUACUAUUGUCAACUUUUUCAUUGAACAUUUAUUGCCUCUUUCGGUGGUAGAAAGCACUUCAUUUUAUUCCAUGAUAGCAGUAGCAGAUCCCAUGUAUGUGGUCCCUGACAAGGAAUAUUUAUUUGGCAAUUCAAUUCACCAGUUUUACAAUGAAACGAAGAAAUCGAUCGCCUCAGAAAUAUCAGGGAAUGAAGUGAUUACGGUAGCAGAAGUCUGGGAAUCGAUAACCGGUGAGAAGUUUGUCUCGAUAUCAGUUCAGCUUAUAAACACGCAAUGGCACAUGAAAACAUUUCUUUUGAAAACAGUCUCAUUGAACAGUGUCAUUAACGAAGAUGUUUUCCUAAGAUUAUUUAAGGCUACAUGUGAGGAAUGGGAGAUUAAAAGUUCAUCAACAUUGCUAAAUGAUGGGUCAAAAAUAAUACAGAAAGCCAUUACAUCGUUACGUCUGAUCAAUAUGCCGAGUUGUACUACAGGUCUCUUCACAGCUGGUGAAAAUUUAAUGAAAAACCAAAGCGUGACCAAAUCUGUCAUCGAGCAGGUUAUCUUGAUAAUAGGUCAAAUUUUACAAGAUAAAUCUCCCGCUGAAUUGUAUGGGGAAAUGUUUGAGAUAAUUAAGGAUUACAAGGAAAUUGAAGCUAAAACCUUCUCUUGGACAGCAUUCACCUCCGUGAUAUCAUGCAUCCUCGAAAACAAACAAUCGUUUAAGACAAAAACUAUGGACUCAAAACUAAACAUUACAGACGAGCGAUGGCAAGAGAUUUCUGACAUGGAAGCCGUUCUGUCGCCGAUACAGAAAGCAUAUAAGCUACUUAGUGACAAUUCGAGCGUUAUAUCUUCGAUGAUUUUACCAAUACUAAGAAAAUUAGAAAUGGCACUGGCUUCAAAGGAAUCAGAUUCUGAGUUCAUGAAAGUUUUGAAGAAAGCGACUUGGUCAUCUGUUUCAACACCUUUUAAUUCGACAGCUGUCAGAAAAUUUCUCCUUAUAAGUUCUCUAUUAGAUCCCCGCUAUAAAGACUUACAGUUUGUAGAAACAGCCGAGAAGUCACAGGCAAGGGAGCUGCUCGGCACGGUAGCAACCGAAAUGUAUCGCGAACGAAAUGGUAAAAACGGUGCAUAUGACGGCGAAAUCAUCGUCGUGGAAGAAUCUGGGGAUGUGAUUCGGAUCGAACCAAUGGAAAAGAAGCAAAAGCUAGACCAUCAGGAAAACCGGAAUGGGACAGAUGAUUGGUUAGCUGAUGUUGUCUGCAAAGACAAACCGUCGGAUAAAGGCAGCGACAAAGAAGAGAAAGUUUUGGUUGAAAUAGACCAUUACAUAUCCACACAGCAAGUCUCUACACCUCCCCUACAGUGGUGGUCAAGCAGAGAAAAUUUGUAUCCGACAUUAUCCCGCUUAGCCCGGCGUUAUCUGUGCAUGAACAAUUUCAGUGUUAGUGAAAACAAUACAGUGAAAAAUGCCAAAUUAUCUCCAGAAACUGUCGAUAAACUGUUGUUCCUCCAUCACAAUUAUUACGGUCGGUAAUCAUGUUUAAAGGAUGUUUCUUGCAGCAUUUGAAUUUGACUCUCUGAAUUGUCAGUACGCAAUGUUUGGGUUUGGUUUAUAAGUUUGAAUUGUUAUGACAAUUAUGCAACAUUUAUUAUUCACGUUAUUUAAAAAUCUAAGAAUUAA